AUGGUGUCUUCUGCACAUAUCGUCGGCUCCAUUGCAGCCCUCACCCUGAUCUACUUCGUGAUAUACCCCGUCGCAUGGUAUGUCUGGGAUCCGUGGAAGCUCCGCAGAUUCCCAGCACCCAGUUUCCUCGCCCCCAUCAGCCCCAUCUGGCUGAUGAGCAUCAACGUUGGCGAGAAGCGAUCCUACCGAGUCCAUGAAGCUCAUCAAAGGCUUGGUCCUAUCAUCCGAGUCAGCCCUAAUAUGGUCUACUUCAACGAACCGCAGGCCGUCAACGAUAUCUACGGCCACAAAGCUGCGUCGAAGAUGAUCAAGGAUAAAUUCUACGACCGGCUCGCGGGAGACUAUCAUGACAUCGUGCAGGAACGGGACCGCGGCGAGCAUUCGCGGAGGAGGAAGUACCUCGCCCAUGCCUUUGCGUUGAAGACGGUUGUUGAGAUGGGGCCUGUUAUUCGGGCUAAUGCGAUGAAUCUCACUGCGAGGAUUGAGGGCUUUAUUGAUGAUAUGGCUGGCCACACUGGAGGCUCCAGCGAGACCUUCAAUGUCCGAGCAUGGCUCAACAAGUAA
Messenger RNA from Aspergillus versicolor CBS 583.65, 564 nucleotides. RefSeq lists its product as uncharacterized. Lineage: Eukaryota; Fungi; Ascomycota; Eurotiomycetes; Eurotiales; Aspergillaceae. Bases 1 to 564 code for a protein of 187 amino acids. The record is from RefSeq and is a predicted model, not a curated record. The transcript has a single exon. Gene Ontology annotation, molecular function: oxidoreductase activity, acting on paired donors, with incorporation or reduction of molecular oxygen; heme binding; monooxygenase activity.